This is a messenger RNA of Camelus dromedarius (Arabian camel), 6825 nucleotides long. It is a transcript of the gene SHISA6, whose product is annotated as shisa family member 6. The transcript has 6 exons. Lineage: Eukaryota; Metazoa; Chordata; Mammalia; Artiodactyla; Camelidae. Gene Ontology annotation, biological process: regulation of short-term neuronal synaptic plasticity; regulation of AMPA receptor activity. The record is from RefSeq and is a predicted model, not a curated record. The coding region runs from base 1 to 1659 and encodes 552 amino acids. Gene Ontology annotation, cellular component: dendritic spine membrane; postsynaptic membrane; AMPA glutamate receptor complex.
AUGGCGCUGCGGCGCCUCCUGCUGCUGCUGCUGCUGCUACUCUCGCUCGAGUCCCUGGACCUGCUGCCCGGCGCCCAGGGCGCCCGCGGCCGCGCCGCCAACCGGACCCUGAGCGCCGGCUCCGCGGCCGUCGGGGGCCGGCGGCCCGGGGGCGCCCUGGCCCGGGGCGGCCGCGAGCUGAACGGCACCGUCCGGGCGCCCGGCGUCCCGGAGGCGGGGAGCCGGCGAGGGCAGCCCGCGGCGGCGGUGGCGGCGGCCAGCACGGCCGUCACCUACGAGACGUGCUGGGGCUACUACGACGUGAGCGGCCAGUACGACAAGGAGUUCGAGUGUAACAACAGCGAGAGCGGCUACCUGUACUGCUGCGGCACCUGCUACUAUCGCUUCUGCUGCAAGAAGCGCCACGAGAAGCUGGACCAGCGCCAGUGCACCAACUACCAGAGCCCGGUGUGGGUCCAGACGCCCAGCACCAAGGUGGUGUCGCCGGGGCCCGAGAACAAGUACGACCCGGAGAAGGACAAGACCAACUUCACCGUCUACAUCACCUGCGGGGUGAUCGCCUUCGUCAUCGUGGCCGGCGUCUUCGCUAAGGUCUCCUACGACAAGGCCCACCGCCCUCCGCGGGAGAUGAACAUCCACAGGGCUCUGGCCGACAUCUUAAGGCAACAGGGACCAAUCCCCAUAGCACACUGUGAAAGAGAAACUGUCUCGGCUAUCGACAGCUCUCCCAAAGAGAACACGCCGGUCAGGUCGUCCUCCAAAAACCACUACACCCCCGUGCGCACAGCUAAGCCGACUCCAGGACAUUAUGGGAAGGAUGCUUACCGAAGUGGAGGACCUGAUCUCCAUAACUUCAUCUCCUCUGGAUUUGUCACGUUAGGAAGAGGACACACGAAGGGUGAUCAUCAGUAUAACCAUCCGAUUUUAAGCAGCGCCACCCAGACCCCUACACAUGAGAAGCCUCGGAUGAACAACAUCCUGACAUCGGCCACUGAGCCCUAUGACCUCUCCUUCUCCCGCUCCUUCCAGAACUUGGCCCACCUGCCCCCGUCCUACGAGUCUGCGGUGAAGGCCCACCCCAGCAAGUACUCAUCUCUGAAGAGACUAACCGACAAGGAGGCUGAUGAGUAUUACAUGAGGAGGCGGCACCUGCCUGACCUGGCUGCCCGUGGCACCCUCCCCCUCAACGUCAUCCAGAUGGCCCAACAGAAGCCCUUGCCACGAGAGCGACCCCGCCGGCCCCUCCGGGCCAUGUCACAGGACAGGGUCCUGUCCCCGCGUCGGGGCCUGCCAGAUGAGUUCGGCAUGCCCUACGACCGCAUCCUGUCAGAUGAGCAGCUGCUCUCCACAGAACGCCUGCAUUCCCAGGACCCACUGCUGUCCCCGGAGCGGACGGCCUUCCCUGAGCAGACCCUGUCGCGGGCCAUCUCGCACACGGAUGUCUUUGUGUCUACACCCGUGCUGGACCGCUACCGCAUGACCAAGAUGCACUCCCAUCCCAGUGCCUCCAAUAACUCCUACGCCACCCUGGGCAAGAGCCAGACGGCGGCCAAGCGCCAGGCCUUUGCCUCGCGCAGACACAACACAGUGGAACAGCUGCACUACAUCCCUGGCCACCACACCUGCUACACAGCCAGCAAGACAGAAGUGACCGUGUGACCGGCAGGGCAGGCUGGGCCGCCGGGCAGGCAGGGCAGGGAUCAGAAGGGGCCUGGAGCGGAGCUUCCAGCCCUGGUUGGCUCUCUUUCCCUUGUCCCCUCUGUAGGAGGUGGGGGUAGGCUGUGCCAGAAAGCCAUACUCCUGGGACUCGGCCAGUGGCCUGGCACAGCACGCUCAGACCCAGAUCCAGAGCGAUCACCCUCACUCUUCCAGGAGAGUCAAAGGGGAGCAAGGAGAGGGGCUAGGCCCCAGACUCACCCUGCCACCAUCACUGACUCCCUUUCAGUCCCAUAUCCCCUCUCUGCAUCCCGGGGGCUCAGCCGCAGUUUCUGUCAGCCAGGAGACCCUGGCCUGACCCUGGCCUGAAGCUGCCUGGGCUGGAAGUGGCAAGUGGGUGCAGUCGAUGGGCUGACUGAAUAGGCUACUCGGUCUCAUUCAUUUACCCACAACCGCAUCACAGAAAUCUUCUAGUGCCUAUAAACUGCCUGCUCGCUCUCUCAGAGCCAGGGAGCUGCUGUGUCCAUAAGCACAAUAAUGAUUCUCUUCUGCCUGCUGGAACUCUCUGGUCCCCACUGAGUGGCCCUUCCUCCGCUGACCCCCUCGGCCCCCAACCCUGGCCCUGUGUCCCUCCCCAGGCCCCGGGGUAGAGAGGGGUUCCCUUCCUUCAGCUGCCUCUCCACCGUUGGGACCGCCCCCUCCAGUCGGGGAUGGCUGCCCCACCCACAAGACUUUGCCCCUCCCCCAGUCCUAGAUUUCAUCCCUGAGUUCUCUGGGGCUUUGCUCUAGCCCUCCCAGAAGAGAGUAGCAAUGGGGUGCAGGGACGUUUGGGGUGCCCUCCCCAGCAACCUGAUGAUCUCCACACUUCCUCCAGGCCACUGCGUCUGACUCUGACCUGCCACUUGGGCCUGCCUUCCCCUGGUCUGCUCUUCUCCCAAGAGGCGUCUGCCAAUGGCCAGAGAGCAGUGGGUGGGGAGGGCCACUGUGAUGCCCUGGGUCUCAGGGGCUCGCCAUUCCCAUCGCCCAGGGCUCCACCUGUCUCCCACCACGCACAUCAGGCAGGACUGAGGCACUGGCUUCUGGAGAGGGGCAGCUCAGCCCCCAAUCAAGGAGGACCCGAGGCAGCUGUCCUGCACCUCGUGCACUCCUCUCUCCCAGUCACUGCCCCCCUGCUUGGCCCCUUCUCUGUUCAGAACUGGCUAUCUCUGCCUGUUUCCCCUGCCCUCACCUCCCAUCCUCCCGUAGUUCCAUCCGUCUUUCCGGGCUGCUGUUUCUUCAGACCAGUGCCUCCUUUGGAUCAAAGGGACAGAGACGCAUUAGCAGAUGCAAAUAAUGGUACUCCAGGCUACUGGUCUGGUGGGUAACUGGGAAGGUCCCCAGUUGCUCCCCUGCAGGGGGCACUGGGGCAUCAUGGAGAUCCAUGCCCUCAGCUCUAUCGGGGGGCUGCCCCUGCCAGCCCAUUUCAGCCUCUUCUCUGCCUCCAACCUAGGGGUUGAGCAGGGUGUGACAGCCUCCUGGAGAGUAGACAGUGAACUAAGCAGCAUCCGCUCCCCCGAGACCAAAGCCUGGGGGGAGAACGGGGGCUCCCCUGUUCUCAGGGCCAGGGUACCUCCCUGGGCUGGACCUGGGGGAAUCAGUUUCAGACCACUGGGUGAAGGUGUGGCACUAAAAAUGUGACUGUCGCCAGUCAGGCUCCAAAAGCAAUGACUUUAAACUGGGAUUUUAGAUUUAAAAGGUUGGGGGAGGCUGGGAGAACUCCCCAGUAUCAGCCCUGGGAAUUUUUAAUCUAAUCCACAGAGAAAUCAAUUGACUGAUUCCUCUAACUUACUCAAGAAUUCCAAAGCUCUUGUUCCCCCGCUCCUCCCCGCAAGGCUUACCGUCACACGAAUCAUGACAGGGUGAUGAACAGAGCCCUCAGGCCCCCAGUGGUGGUGUUACUGGGACUGUGAGGCUGUGAGGACAGGGGUAAUUCUCUGCUCUUUCUCCUUACAAACACAUAAACCUUCUCAAGGGCUGGUCCCUAAGGGUUUAUGAGAGUUUGAUCCAGAAGGUGAUGCUGAGAGGAUUGAGCUGGAGGAAAUCAACUACUCCUGGAAACAAGGGUGUGUCUCUCACAGCUGGUCCCUCCCACCCACUGCCCACUAAUCCAGUCCCCGCCAAUUCCUUCUAAGGCUGCCUGCUGGUGAGGAAAGAAAAGGAUAUGGGUGGGUGAGAAUCCCCCCCUCACAUGUCUACAGACACAUACACCCAAACCAGAAACCUGAUCUCAUUCCGUGUCUGAAGCAUCAUCUCAGCACCAGGUCCCUCAGGACAACGCUUCUCCCCAGCCCUGUCUGUCUGUCUCAGGGGUUGUUUGAUAGGCUCGAUUCUAAAACAUUUCUCACCCCACCGUUCCUGCUGUCCAGUUUAAAACUCCUUAACUGGGACACAGCAGUAUCUCAUCCAUGUUUGCAGACUAAGCAAGGCCGCAUUACCGGACAAGUUCUUGUAGCAGAUAAGACAGUGCUCUGGGGCUGGAACCCAGAUGUCCUGAUUUCCAGCCCCACCAAGCUGGUGGCCACUAUCACACUUGGAAGGGCCAGCCCUUCCCCCACGAAGGAAGUCCCCCUCCCCAAAGCCCAAAGUUUCCCUCUGCUUAUUUGACUCUUAGUGUGAGUCUCCGUUGCUCUACUGGGAAUGCACUGGGGUCCGCACAGGUUCUCAGCUGACCAACCUGGUUCUUGCCGGUUUGCUUGGCCUCAGAUGCAGUGAGGUUCUCACAGUCUCUCACGCCCUCCCCCUUUCCCGUCUUGCUUCCUCCAGUUAACUCCUGGUUCCGUGAGUUCAUAAACCACCAAGUCUUUCCCAAGAUUUCCUUUAGCUCCCUAACCGGGCUUGUGCUCUCAGGGCUCCCCAGCGUCCUGGGUGAUGGGUCUGCCUUCUAGAAAGUUUCAGCCCUUCCCUUAAUUCAAAUGUCUCCUCCCCUCUUUCCAAUCUCACACCCUGAAAUUGACCUCAAUCUUCUUCCCUCUCAUCUCCCUGGCCCUGCCCUUUCCUUCCAUUUACCUCCCUCCAUCCCUAAUUUCUUUUCCCUGGUCCUGCUCUACUCUCUAGUUCUAAAACGUAGAGCCCUCAAUGCAAACAAUCCGAGAACGAGACAUUCUCCGGUCUCUCCUGACCCUAUGAGAUAACAGGGGCAUGGUGGGUCAAAGAUCAGCUUUGGUUCCUGCAGCUGGCCCGUCCCUAAAGCCCCUGCCCCAGCCUGCCACCAGCCCAGAGGCUCCUGCUCUGGCCAAAGAUUCAUAUCCUUGAGGGCUCUUGGCCACCUGUUCCACCUCCCUCACGCCUGUCCUGCUUGUGUGUGUCACAGAUCCUCCCUUAUCCCCAAAGACUAGAGAGCCUCAAGACCCUCCAAGCACGAAGAAGUAUCCAUUCCAAUAACCCCACCACCAAACAAUCCAUUUUCUUCAGAGAUUCCUUGCCUGCCACCUGCCUUCUGUCCUCAGAUUCCAUCCACAGGCAACUGUGGACUUGACCCAAGUUCAUCUGCAAGGCCUGACAAUGACCUGGCCCCUGGAAAGCAUCUGCUCUGUUCCUCCCAUGUACCUUCCUCCCCUACCCUCCCCAAACCUGGGAAACUUUGCUCUGGAGUAUUUUCAAGGAAGCUCAUUGUGUUUUAAUGAAGUAUUUUUCAGGGUUCCUAUGUUAUUAUUAUUAUUUUUAUAAAUGCAGCAUUUUAGUGACAGAUUUGAUAUGAAAGCUAUGUCUUCCUGGGCUCUAUAUUUGAUUUCAGAAGGAAGCAUACUACAGGAGGGGAAAAAAGCACAGGCCUGAGGCUCUUGGAGACGCGGCUUCGGCCCCGGCUAUAUCUCCGUCUUGCCAUGUGACCGAGGACAAGCCACGUUCUCGCUCAGCACCUCCGUUUCCCACCUGUAACAUGAAGGGCUUUGACCAGAUCAGUUCUGAAGUUUCAUUCAGCUCUUAUACAUAGGGCUUCCAUUCCCCAUUGGCACUCCCUCCUCUCUGUUCCUCCCCACCUCAACUGGGCUACACACAUCCCAUUUACAUCUGCCCCAUGGCGAUAUCCUCAGAUGCUGUAGGCAGCCGCCAAACUCCUCCCCAGAGCCUAGGGGUGGACCCCAUGGUCACGGCCACCCAGGGAUGUUCUCCUGUUUGAAGGUGUAAGGGCCUACCCAUUCAGUAAGGUGACCAACCAUGUGUCAUGGAAGCCCUCUCAUAAAGACAUCUAAAUCAUCUUGGGUGUCUGUAUCAUUGGGGAAUUCUGACGUUUUCAUCUUGAUGUGGUCCUUAAAGCUGGAGGGAGGUGGUUCUGAUUUCAGAGAGGGGACAGGCUGGAGGAGAAAGGUCCAGAGGUUGGCCCACAACAGCAUGAAGUUUGUAUUUUAGAGCAGCUUGGAGAUGCAUUCCAAGCCACAGAGAAGGCACGGUAGAGGCUCUGCGGGGCAACAGAUGUUAUAUCCCCCUCCAGAACCUGUGUCUGGACACUGGCCUCCACCUGGAGGAGGGGCAGGCAUCACCCCCUGGGCUGCUAAGAGGUGGGCUCCCACCCCAUCCUAGUACCUUUCCAGCCCCUCCUUGUGACACUACCAUCCUCCCGGUGAAAGCUUCUGAAGCCGGAAUUGAGAGUCCAAGUCAGUAUCAUUGAACACAUCUGAUAAAUCGGCAACCACACCCGCCAUCCAUCAGGCAGAGAAAUGAUGUCAUAUGUUCCCUUAGCACCCUUCCUCCUUUGGGAGAGGAAGACCCCUGCUCAACCUUGCUGCCCACUCCUGCUGUGACCCUUGAAUGCCACUCCAUGGGAGGACUCAUUCACUUGCUUCGUAGUGGCAAAUAUUCCUCUAGUUCUAUAACUCAACUAGACAUUUUGUAGUAAAGAAUUCUUGAAAUUCUCUAAUAAAAAAAAGCAAUUCUUACUGUAAGAUUUUUAGUUUGGGGACACAAUUUCCUAAGGGGGGGAUUAAUGAACAUUUUUAUGCAUUAGCCCAAUUUAUGGAUUCCAUGUUUAUUAUAUAUGGUAGUACUGAUGAAAAGUACCUUUCUAUUGGUUCCUUUGCACAGUUUCUUCAUCUCUCAUAAGUAAGCUUCGUGAUGAGCAGCACCCCCGGAACUGCUGCUUCUGUACAAAUCUCAUUGUUCUACUUACCUGUCAAAGCACAUUCUAUAUGUACU